AUGAAAAUGGGAAAUGAAGUGUGCAGCUCAGCGAAUUUGGAUCCUGAAAUCAUGAGCCGCUGCCCCUUUGCGGGAAAGAAUUACCUAUUUAAUUUUAACAAGCUAUCUUUGGAAGAUGAAAAUGAUGACAAAUCUCAAGAAGGAAUAAAUAAAGCCAGCAAAGGUGGGCUUAUCUAUGGAGAAUACCUACAACUGAACAAAAUAUUGAAUGCUCAAGAACUUGAGAGUGAGAAGAAAGGGAAAAAAAUCCAUGAUGAGCAUCUUUUUAUUGUGACACAUCAAGCAUAUGAACUUUGGUUUAAGCAGAUUUUGUGGGAAAUGGACUCUGUGCGAGUGAUCUUUCAAAAUGGUCAUGUAAGAGAUGAGAGGAACAUGCUGAAGGUUAUUACUCGAAUGAACAGAAUUUCACUGAUUCUGAAAUUACUUGUGGAACAGUUCUCAGUUUUGGAAACUAUGACUGCAUUGGACUUCUUUGAUUUCAGAUACCACCUAAGUCCAGCCUCAGGUUUUCAGAGCCUGCAGUUUCGCUUGCUAGAGAACAAGAUUGGUGUUCCCCAAAGUCUGAGAGUCCCUUAUAACAGAAGGCAUUACCGUGAUAACUUCAAGGGACAGGAUCAUGAACUACUGCUUCAAUCAGAGCAAGAACCAACACUACUACAACUUGUGGAGGCAUGGCUGGAAAGAACUCCAGGACUUGAUGCAGAAGAAUUUGAUUUCUGGGGACAAUUUGAAGAGAAUGUUUUAAAAGGCCUAGAAGAGGAAUUUGCCUUGAUACAGGCAAAAGCAGAAUCAGAAGAAAAAGAUGACUUAUUGUCUGAAUUCCAAAAACAGAGAGACGUAUUACUUUCAUUAUUUGAUGAAAAACGCCAUGAACAUCUGCUCAGUAAAGGAGAGAGACGACUGUCCUACAAAGCACUGAAGGGGGCCUUGAUGAUCUACUUCUACAGGGAGGAGCCUCGUUUCCAGGUUCCCUUUCAGCUUCUUACCUCUCUUAUGGAUCUUGAUGUGCUCAUGACUAAAUGGAGAUAUAACCAUGUCUGUUUGGUGCACAGAAUGAUUGGCAGCAAGGCUGGCACUGGAGGCUCAUCAGGUUACCACUACUUGCGCUCAACAGUGAGUGACAGAUACAAGGUGUUUGUGGAUUUGUUCAAUCUUUCAACAUUUCUAGUGCCAAGACACUGGAUACCAAAGAUGAACCCAAGCAUUCAUAAAUUCCUCUACACAGCAGAAUACUGUGACAGCUCCUACUUCAGCAGUGAUGACUCUGACUAGCCUGCCUUUCUAGGCUGGAACCUUCUGACUUUCACCUUGAGUGGUACCCCUUAGCCAUUCCCACAAAGUAUGUGGAUGUGUAAAUAUGUAUUUAUGUAUGACAGCUUUGUGAAUAGUACAAUUGGCUUGUGAAAGAAAUUAAUUGCUUGUAGAAAAAAUAAAUCUGUAUUGAGUUAGCCUAUGUUAAGAGUAAAAUUAUACACCAAUUCAACCCAGUGACCAAUUUAACUCUUAGCUGGCUUCUUAAAGCCUACACCUAGAGAAAGGGAGAAAAUUACAUGCAGUUGUUAUGACCAUGACUUAUUUGUACAUAUUUUUGUAUUUGCUGGUUUGCCUAAUGGCUGUUACUAAUUUAUGUCUAGUUGAGGACAUAAUCAGUUUCAUCACCUUCAGAAGAGUAUUCAUUUCUGAGCUCUAG
Molecule: messenger RNA, 1690 nt
Organism: Catharus ustulatus (Swainson's thrush)
Lineage: Eukaryota; Metazoa; Chordata; Aves; Passeriformes; Turdidae
Gene: TDO2
Product: tryptophan 2,3-dioxygenase
Exons: 13
Coding region: 1-1272 (423 amino acids)
Molecular function (GO): metal ion binding; heme binding; L-tryptophan 2,3-dioxygenase activity
Source: RefSeq, a predicted model, not a curated record